UGUCUUACUUUUGUUCAUCAAAUCACCACAAACCAACAUCAUCGUAUUGCAGAAGAACAAGAACAAGACAAACAUGUCUAAAGAAGAUGUUUUCAUUGGUGCAAUUGACCAAGGAACAAGCAGUAGCAGGUUCAUAAUAUAUGAUAAAUCAGCUCAACCAAUUGGAUCUCAUCAGGUUGAAUUCACUCAGUUCUAUCCACAAGCAGGAUGGGUGGAGCAUAAUCCAAUGGAGAUAUUGGAGAGCGUGAAGGUUUGUAUUACUAAGGCAGUGGAUAAGGCAACAGCUAACGGGUUCAACGUGGACAAAGGAUUGAAGGCUAUUGGUCUCACCAAUCAAAGAGAGACCACUCUUGUUUGGAGCAAAUCCACCGGCGCUCCUCUUCACAAUGCGCUUGUUUGGAUGGAUGUUCGUACUACCUCUGUUUGCAGGAGACUGGAAAAAGAGUUAUCUGGUGGUAGAACACACUUUGUAGAGAGCUGUGGUUUGCCUAUUAGCACAUAUUUCAGUGCUAUGAAACUUCUGUGGUUGAUGGAAAAUGUGGAUGCUGUCAAGGAAGCUAUUAAGAAAAAAGAUGCAUUGUUUGGAACAAUAGACACUUGGUUGAUUUGGAACUUAACCGGUGGAGUGAAAGGAGGAUUGCACGUCACUGAUGCUUCAAAUGCAUCCCGAACAAUGUUGAUGAACCUAAAAACCCUCAACUGGGAUGAAUCUACCUUGAAAGCACUUCAAAUCCCAGCUGAAAUUUUGCCUAAAAUUAUCAGUAAUUCAGAAAUUAUAGGCAAUGUUUCUUCUGGAUGGCCAGUUGCUGGUAUCCCUAUCGCUGGAUGUUUAGGUGAUCAACAUGCAGCAAUGCUUGGACAAGCGUGCCGUAAAGGGGAGGCUAAAAGUACUUAUGGUACUGGUGCUUUCAUUCUAUUGAAUACCGGUGAAGGAGUAGUUAAAUCAAACCAUGGUCUUCUGUCAACUAUAGCUUAUAAGCUUGGUCCGAAUGCUCCAACCAAUUAUGCACUCGAAGGUUCUGUUGCUAUUGCUGGAGCUGCGGUGCAGUGGCUUAGAGAUGGUCUUGGUCUCAUUACAACUGCUAAAGAUAUAGAGGCUCUGGCAUUAGAGGUAGAAUCCAAUGGUGGUGUUUACUUUGUUCCUGCCUUCAAUGGAUUGUUUGCUCCGUGGUGGCGUGAUGAUGCUCGUGGGGUUUGUAUCGGAAUAACAAGGUAUACUAGCAAGGCUCACAUUGCUAGAGCCGUGCUUGAGAGCAUAUGUUUUCAAGUAAAAGAUGUUAUUGAUUCAAUGCACAAAGAUUCUGGAGCAGAUCAAUCCAAGAAAGAUGAGUUUUUGCUUAGGGUUGAUGGUGGUGCAACUGUUAACAACCUGUUAAUGCAGACUCAGGCGGAUUUGUUGGCAACUUCAGUAAUUAGACCAGCUGACAUUGAAACAACAGCACUUGGAGCAGCCUAUGCAGCUGGAUUAGCUGUUGGGAUUUGGAAAGAAGAUUUCGUUUUCGAUUCGAAGGACUUGCUGAAGAAUGCUAGUGUUUUCCGUCCUCUAAUGGUUGAAGAAAUUAGGAAAAAGAAAGUAGAUUCUUGGGGCAAAGCUGUUAGUAGAUCUUUUGACUUAGCAGAUCUUUCUCUUUGAGAUAUAGUCUUGUGCAAUUGUUAUUUUAUAUUUUUAAUGUCAUCUACGUCUUGGUACACAUUUUUAGCUUUUGGUUCAUUUAAUGAAAGGAAUAAAUAUAUGUCAAUCAUUUAACAAGAUUGACAUUUUGUUUUCAUUUUGCUCCUUCAUUCCUUUGUAUAUGAAGAACAGAAGAAUUAUAUUAAAGAAAUCUUUUUCACGUGUA
Molecule: messenger RNA, 1838 nt
Organism: Medicago truncatula (barrel medic)
Lineage: Eukaryota; Viridiplantae; Streptophyta; Magnoliopsida; Fabales; Fabaceae
Product: glycerol kinase
Exons: 4
Coding region: 74-1633 (519 amino acids)
Biological process (GO): triglyceride metabolic process; glycerol metabolic process; phosphorylation
Cellular component (GO): mitochondrion
Molecular function (GO): glycerol kinase activity
Source: RefSeq, a predicted model, not a curated record